GGAAAAACAGAGUUGAUUUGAAGAGUUGGCAGUUCUUGAGUGUUAAAAGGAAUGAAGAUUGGACAACAGAAAUAGCUUAUUUACAUUAUAAUAAUAGACCAUAUUGUGGCAUUGCUAUAGAAAACCAAAUCUUGAUUAGAACAAUGAGUGAUGUUAAGUCAGAACUAAGCAUACCUUUUCCGACAGAGGAACAAGCUACAAUUGCUUACAACUCUCUACGUGUUGACAAAGAACCCAAACGUGGUGGAAAUACCAGGGAGCUCAGAGUUGAUGGGAAUGUGCUACAUCUUUCAUCAGUUCAUAAGGUAAGAGAGCACCACUUUCCAGAGAGAGAGGGAGGUUUGUUUGAGCUACAACUACAGUUGUUCCCAAAGAGGGAGAUCAAAGACAAAUACAACACUCUUAAGAUAGGAUUCCUUAAUACUGUUAAAAUGGGAACUCAUUGUGAUAUGGCAUAUUGAUGACUUGAAUGAGACUCAAAAUGAUUGCAAUGAUGCAUUUAAGAUUUUGAUCUUGUAGUUCUGGAAUCGGAUUAUUCAUGUGAAAAUAAUUUUUUAUUUUGAACAAUGAUCAUGUGAAAAUCCACAUUGA
Owenia fusiformis is the source of this 591-nucleotide messenger RNA. The record is from the annotation of a GenBank genome assembly. Lineage: Eukaryota; Metazoa; Annelida; Polychaeta; Sabellida; Oweniidae.